AUGAGUAAAAAUUUCUACGAAAUUCUUGGCGUUAGUAGGAAUGCCAAUGACGAUGAAAUCAAGAAGGCGUAUCGCAAAUUGGCCUUGAAAUGUCAUCCGGAUAAGAAUAAAGCACCAGAGGCUGAGGAAAGCUUCAAAGAGAUCGGUCAGGCGUAUGCGGUAUUGUCAGACAAAGAGAAACACGAUGUUUAUGACAAGAAUCUUAAAAGCGGAUCUCCAGUGGCAACAGGCGAACCAACUGGCACAUAUACCUAUGCGCAUUCAUUUAAUGCUGCGCCAAAUAGCAAACGUAAACAUGAAAAUCCUCCCAUCAAACAUAAUUUGUAUGUCUCGUUGGAAGAAAUUGAUAAAGGUUGCGUGAAAACAAUGAAGGUCACACGGAUGUCAAUGUCAACUGGCCAAGCCCGCAAAGAAGAAAAAAUCUUGAACGUUACAAUAAAAGCGGGUUCGAAAUCGGGCACUGAAGUAAUAUAUAAAGAAGAAGGUAACGAAGCUCGGGAAAAAAUGCCUGCCGAUAUAAUAUUCGCCAUUGUUGAUAAGCCGCAUCCAUUGUUUGAACGUAAUGGCGCUGAUAUUAUAUACCAUGUGACAAUCAAUCUCACGCAAGCAUUGUGUGGAACUACGGUGCAUGUGCCAACAUUGCAAGGUGAUCAAGUUACAAUAAAUACGCACAGCGAGGUAAUAACACCAAACAAUAUCAAGCGUAUAAAUGGUCGGGGCUUGCCUUUCCCCGACGAGCCUUCGCGACGUGGUGAUCUGCUCGUCUUGUUCGACAUAAAAUUUCCCGAUACUUUACAGCAGUUAAUUAAGGAACAACUUUGCGAGAUACACAUCCCAUUAAUUGAUAGCGAAUGA
Molecule: messenger RNA, 855 nt
Organism: Glossina fuscipes
Lineage: Eukaryota; Metazoa; Arthropoda; Insecta; Diptera; Glossinidae
Product: dnaJ protein homolog 1-like
Exons: 1
Coding region: 1-855 (284 amino acids)
Biological process (GO): negative regulation of transcription by RNA polymerase II
Cellular component (GO): cytosol
Molecular function (GO): protein-folding chaperone binding
Source: RefSeq, a predicted model, not a curated record